Vidua chalybeata is the source of this 4083-nucleotide messenger RNA. It is a transcript of the gene GMEB2, whose product is annotated as glucocorticoid modulatory element binding protein 2. Gene Ontology annotation, biological process: positive regulation of transcription by RNA polymerase II. Lineage: Eukaryota; Metazoa; Chordata; Aves; Passeriformes; Viduidae. The record is from RefSeq and is a predicted model, not a curated record. Gene Ontology annotation, cellular component: nucleus. The transcript has 10 exons. Gene Ontology annotation, molecular function: DNA-binding transcription activator activity, RNA polymerase II-specific; RNA polymerase II cis-regulatory region sequence-specific DNA binding. Bases 1321 to 2922 code for a protein of 533 amino acids.
CCUCUUCCUCCUCCUCCUCCUCCUCCCUGCCAGCGGGAGCGCGCCCACGCGCCCCUCUCACCCCCCCGCGCGCGCCGCCCCGCAACGGGCACCGGGGUGGGGGGCGGGGGGGGGGGGGGGGACGGACACACCGCGACGGCACCCGGGGCACCCCCUGCCCGCCCGCCUCGGCACCGGGGAACCCUCCUGAGACCCUCCGCCGGCAGCCUCCACGUGCAGCGCCCUCCACCCCCUGCACCCCACUCCGCAGGGCGCGACCCCCUCCUCCCCCAGCCGUGCAGCCGCAGCCCCCCCCGGGCACCCCCUCUCUGUGUCCCCCUGUGCUGCGCUCCGUCUUCUUCCCCCCUCCUUGAGGCCGCUCUCCAUCCUCUUGCAGCUUCCCUGCCGCUCUCUUCCGGGCAGCCCCCCAGCCAGGCACCCCCAGCAUGUGUCCCCCCACCCCCGUGCAGCUGCAGCCCCCCGCCCGUGCUGUCUGUGCUGCUCUCCAUCUCCUCUCUCCAUGUACCCCUGGGCACUCUCUUGCACCCCAUGACUCCCCCGCCCUGUGCAUCUCUGUUUAACCCCCCUGAAGCCACCUCUCCAUGCAUCCCCUCUCUCCCAGUACCUGUGUGCAUCCACACUGCAUCCCCCUCUCUGUGCUCAGCCUUGCUGGCUGCCCACAGUCUAAUCUGGUCUCUGCCCUCUUGAUGCUGCACCCCAAAAAUCUCUGUGCUCUCACAGCUGUGCUAUGCUUUUUUUCUUUUUAUGUUUUCUUCCUCGCUUCGCCCCAAAUCUUUCCCACAGCCCUUGACACGCUCUCAGCACCCUGCAAGGUGCACCAGGAGGGACAGGCAUGGACACCCUGAGUCCUGGUAGAGCUGGGGUGCCCCUCGUCCCCCUCCACAGCCCCACUGCUGGUGUGUUUUUAGCCACUCUUUCGAUUACUUAUGUUUUCAGCCCUCUUUUUCUCCAUUCUGUGCUGGUUCCUGCCCAGAGGCAUCUGAGCAACACACGUGGAGUUCAGUCCCGUGAUGCUGGGCAGGAUGUCUGGGGCAUCCUGAAACUGAGUCCCAGCUCAGGGGUGUUGUGAGUGAUGCUAAUCGCUAAGUGGGAGGGGUUUUACCCCAAAAUGAAGGACAAGGUUAGGAAUAGUGUGACAACAAAAAUUGGAGUGGUUGAGCUGGAGGCAGCUGAGCAUCUGUGCUGCUGUGAAAACUGAAGUGCUUCUGCUGGUGGCUUUGUGCUGGGCUGGCACAGAGGGGCCAUUCCACCUUGGAUAGACCCUGUGGGCUCCGUGGAGCAGCUGGUGACUGCGCUGGUGGCUCUCCCGCUCCGGCCACGAUGGCGACGCCGGACGUCAGUGUCCACAUGGAGGAGGUGGUGGUGGUGACCACGCCGGAUGGCGCGGUGGACGGCGGUGGCAUGGAGGAGGUGAAGACAGUGCUGGUCACCACCAACCUGUCCCAGCACGGCGGUGACAUCAACGAAGACACUCUGGAGACUGAAAAUGCAGCUGCUGCAGCUGCUGCUGCCUUCACAGCCUCCACAGACCUGAAGGAAGCAGUUCUAGAAGUGAAGAUGGCUGAAGAUGAGGACAGUUUGGAGGCAGAGAUUGUCUACCCCAUCACCUGCGGGGACAGCAAAGCCAACCUCAUCUGGAGGAAGUUUGUGUGCCCUGGAAUCAAUGUGAAGUGUGUGCAGUUUCAUGAUCACCUCAUCAGCCCCAAGGAGUUUGUCCACCUGGCAGGCAAGUCGACCUUGAAGGAUUGGAAGCGGGCGAUCCGGAUGAACGGGAUCAUGCUCCGGAAGAUUAUGGACUCAGGAGAGCUGGAUUUUUAUCAGCACACAAAGGUCUGUUCCAACACCUGCCGGAGCACCAAAAUUGACCUGACAGGAGCCAGGGUGUCCCUGACCAGCCAGACAUCGACAGAGUACAUCCCUCUGACUCCUGCCUCUGCCGAUGUGAACGGAUCCCCAGCUACAAUAACCAUAGAAACAUGCGAGGAUGCCAGCGAUUGGAGCACCAGCAUUGGAGAUGACACCUUUGCUUUUUGGCAAGGUCUGAAGGACAGUGGUCUCCUAGAAGAAGUGAUCCAGGAGUUCCACCAGGAGCUGGUGGAGACUAUGAAGGGCUUGCAGCAGCGAGCACAGGAUCCCCCGCUGCAGCUCGGGGAUGCUGUUUUACUCAACAACGUAGUCCAGAACUUUGGGAUGCUGGAUCUGGUCAAGAAGGUCCUGGCCAGCCACAAGUGCCAGAUGGAUCGCUCGAGGGAGCAGUACACACGGGAUUUGGCAGCUCUGGAGCAGCAGUGUGACGAGCACCGCAAGCGAGCGAAGGAGCUGAAGCACAAAUCGCAGCAUCUCAACAAUGUCCUGAUGACCCUCACGCCCGUCUCUGUUCCCACGCCUCUGAAACGCCCCAGGCUGACCAGGGCCACCUCCGGACCAGCUGCCAUCACCUCCCAAGUCCUGUCCCAGCCAGCACAGCUCACUGUCACCCCCGGCGUCCCAGUGUCCCAGAUUGCCAAUCUCCCUCUUGGCAAAGUGGUCUCGGCCCUCCCUCCUUCGGUGCUGGGGAAGAGCCCAGCCCAGCCCCCCGCUGCCAGCUCCCCGGCCUCCCCUCUGCUGGGGGGGUACACGGUGCUGGCCUCUGCCGGCUCCACCUUCCCCGGCACGGUGGAGAUCCACCCGGACGCUUCCAACCUGACGGUGCUGAGCACGGCUGCGGUCCAGGAUGGCAGCACGGUGGUGAAGGUGGUGAGCCCCUUCCAGCUCCUGACGCUUCCAGGACUUGGCACGACCAUCCAGAAUGUGACACAAAUAGCUCCCAGUGGGAGCACGGUCGUGACUGUCCCGUCCGGUGCCACCGAGGCUGCCGGGGACGAGCACGCUGCCGCCGCCAUCGAGGUGACCGCAGUGGCUGAUGAGGCAGAGCAGAAGUGAGAGGGGGGGACUUGCCUGGAGGGACGCUGGCCGUGCCACUCUGGGGGAAACUGCCUCUUCUCUGGCUGCGCUGUGGGACGAGGAGUGGUGUCACGAGGGGCACGGGCUAACAAGACUCAGAGCGGCUCGUGUUGGGAGCAAGGAGGUUCAGGUCAGAGGGAAGGAGGGGGGAGGAAGGAUGCCUGGAGAAGGGAAAGGCAGAAAUGCUCUGCCUUGUUUGGAGGAGGGAAGAAAAAAAGAGCUUAUUUUUUUAUAAAGCUUUCCUCCCCUGUUCUCUUGGAGUAGUUUUCCUGCUCUGGGUUGUCAGCCCAGCCUUGUUGGCUGGCACAGCUGGAGCAGUGUCCAUCGGAGGAGUGGGCAGGAGCAGAGAGAAGAUGGUAGCAAAAGGAAGCUGCCGAGGGGUCUGAUGUGCAGGGAGCUGGCUGCUCCCUGUCCCUAGGGGCUGCAGGAGUGGAGAGGGAUGCCAAGAGCAGGAAUUCUGUGGAUGUGUACAAUCAUUGACACCAGGAAGGGCUCUGGCAGCAUGGGCACGGGCCCUGAGAGGUUGGGUUUUGUGUGUGACACUGGCUUUGGGUGGCAGAAACAAGUGGGAGCUGUUGUGACAGUGGGCAUGGUGGUUGCCCAGGUCUGCUGGGGAAGGAGCAGGAAGACAGGAACCCAGAGGACUGAGAAAAGCUGUGACUUUGGAGGAUUUAGGGUCUUUUUCUAGUUUUCUCAAAAAAAAAAAAAAAAAAAUCCAUUAUUGGGAUUUUUUUAAGCCAACGGCGAUUUUUAAGCAAAGCCCUGGUUGGGAAGCUCGUUCUGCAUGGCAGAGCCGUGCUGUGGAGUGUGCAGAGCUGAGCCCCACGGCCGUGCUCCACUUCCUCACAAGGGCAGACAGACCCUGGUGUCCCCAGGAUCCCGUGGGAGCCGGACACUGCCAUCCCCUCCCUGCUGGGUUCAGGCAGCCGUUCUGUAACGGGGUGCUCGACCCCCCAGUUCUCCUUCAGCCACCCCACUUGCUGCGACUCGCCAGGUCUCCUGCCAGGGCCUGUGUGUCUCACAGUGUCUCUGGCUGGAAGGAGUUGGGUGCUUGGAGUGUUGGGAUUUCUCCAAACUUGAUCUGGCAACAGCAGCAACGACAGGUCACUUUAUUGAGUAAUAAAUAUUUUUUUGAAAGAA